This is a messenger RNA of Didymodactylos carnosus, 396 nucleotides long. Lineage: Eukaryota; Metazoa; Rotifera; Eurotatoria; Philodinida; Philodinidae. The record is from the annotation of a GenBank genome assembly.
AUGGAACCGAUCUUUAUACCACCAUCUAUACUCAUAAUUAAAAAUAUUAAUUAUUAUGGAAAUAAUGCUGCACUUGUUGGAAUAUUAUCUUGUAUACUGGCAAUAUUGGUUUUACUUAUUGUUCUUUAUGAUCUUAGCGAACGAUAUCAUGAACAAUCGCAAAAGAUCGACGAGAAAGGUGCCGUUUUACCAACUACAACAGCCUUAUUUAUAAAUGAGCACGCCAGAGUAAUCAACGAUCAUGUAGCUGCUAUUCACAUAUCAUUAGAUGAAGAAAAUGUUUCUAAAAAUCAUCAUAAUGAUUCUGUACCAUCACAAGAGAAAGUUGUUGUUUUAUCUACAAAACCAGCGUCAUUAGGUCGUACAAAUCCAAUUGCUAUUAGUGAGACGGAUUAG